Molecule: messenger RNA, 4957 nt
Organism: Alligator sinensis (Chinese alligator)
Lineage: Eukaryota; Metazoa; Chordata; Crocodylia; Alligatoridae
Gene: ANKRD28
Product: ankyrin repeat domain 28
Exons: 27
Coding region: 80-3304 (1074 amino acids)
Biological process (GO): regulation of cardiac muscle contraction; protein localization to T-tubule
Cellular component (GO): cytoplasm; nucleus; T-tubule
Molecular function (GO): protein binding
Source: RefSeq, a predicted model, not a curated record
AAAGUGUUUUCUGGGCUGCCUCGACUGCGAUUUCUACAGCGCUGUUCUGAAUAUAGGUUUUUAUUUUCAAACUGAUCGAAUGAGUCGAGUCUGUAUUGUUGUUUUGGAGGAGGUAGAAGAUGAUUCUCCCACAUUUAUUUCCAAAUUACCUCAGGAAAACCUAUCUCUGCAUCCAUCACCUUCUGGAAAUGUGUUGCCACCACUGGUUCAAGCGAUAUUUAAUGGGGAUCCUGAUGAAGUUCGAGCACUAAUAUUUAAGAAAGAAGAUGUUAACGUUCAGGAUAAUGAAAAAAGGACCCCUUUACAUGCUGCUGCCUAUCUGGGAGAUGCAGAAAUUAUUGAACUACUUAUUUUAUCUGGAGCUAGAGUUAAUGCCAAAGACAGCAAAUGGUUGACUCCUUUACAUAGAGCUGUUGCAUCUUGUAGCGAGGAUGCUGUUCAGGUGUUGUUAAAGCAUUCAGCAGAUGUCAAUGCCCGUGACAAAAACUGGCAGACACCUCUACAUAUAGCGGCUGCAAAUAAAGCUGUUAAGUGUGCUGAAGCUUUGGUGCCUCUUCUAAGUAAUGUAAAUGUAUCAGAUCGAGCAGGAAGAACAGCAUUGCACCAUGCAGCCUUCAGUGGACAUGUUGAGAUGGUCAGUUUGUUGUUGUCGAGAGGUGCCAAUAUUAAUGCAUUUGACAAGAAAGACAGACGGGCUAUACAUUGGGCAGCUUAUAUGGGUCAUAUUGAAGUAGUGAAAUUACUUGUGGCCCAUGGGGCUGAAGUGACUUGCAAAGACAAAAAAUCUUAUACACCUUUACAUGCUGCUGCUUCCAGUGGAAUGAUCAGUGUGGUCAAGUAUCUUCUAGAUCUUGGAGUUGAUAUGAAUGAACCAAAUGCCUAUGGAAAUACACCUCUCCAUGUAGCUUGCUACAAUGGACAAGAUGUUGUAGUAAAUGAACUUAUAGACUGUGGUGCUAAUGUAAAUCAAAUGAAUGAGAAAGGUUUUACGCCUUUGCACUUCGCUGCUGCAUCAACACAUGGAGCAUUGUGUUUAGAGCUUCUGGUCUGUAAUGGUGCAAAUGUCAAUAUGAAGAGUAAAGAUGGGAAAACACCAUUGCACAUGACAGCAAUUCAUGGUAGAUUUUCAAGAUCCCAAACCAUCAUCCAGAAUGGAGCUGAAAUAGACUGUGAAGAUAAGAAUGGAAAUACUCCAUUGCACAUAGCAGCUAGAUAUGGCCAUGAACUACUAAUCAACACUCUGAUUACGAGUGGUGCUGACACUGCAAAGCGGGGUAUACAUGGGAUGUUUCCUCUCCAUUUGGCAGCUUUAAGUGGAUUUUCAGACUGCUGCAGAAAACUCCUUUCAUCAGGCUUUGAUAUAGACACCCCAGAUGACUUUGGCAGGACUUGUCUUCAUGCAGCUGCAGCUGGCGGGAAUUUGGAGUGCCUAAACCUUCUUCUCAACACUGGUGCAGACUUCAACAAAAAGGACAAAUUUGGGAGAACUCCACUCCAUUAUGCUGCUGCCAAUUGUAAUUACCAGUGCCUCUUUGCCCUUGUGGGAUCUGGAGCUAGCGUGAAUGACCUUGACGAGAGGGGUUGUACUCCACUGCACUAUGCAGCUGCAUCAGACACAGAUGGAAAGUGCCUGGAAUACUUAUUAAGAAACGAUGCAAAUCCAGGGAUUCGAGACAAACAAGGAUAUAAUGCAGUUCAUUAUUCUGCUGCUUAUGGUCAUCGCUUAUGUCUUGAAUUGCUAAUGGAAACAUCAGGUACUGAUAUGCUGAAUGAUUCGGACAACAGAGCACCAAUUAGUCCUUUGCAUUUAGCUGCUUAUCAUGGUCACCAUCAAGCAUUAGAAGUGCUUGUGCAGUCGUUAUUGGAUCUUGAUGUGAGGAACAAUAAUGGAAGAACACCACUGGAUCUUGCAGCGUUCAAGGGCCACGUUGAAUGUGUGGAUGUACUCAUUAAUCAGGGAGCAUCAAUCUUAGUGAAGGAUUAUGUUGUAAAGAGAACCCCAAUACAUGCUGCAGCUACAAAUGGCCAUUCAGAAUGCUUGCGAUUGUUGAUAGGAAAUGCAGAACCACAGAAUGCAGUCGACAUUCAAGAUGGAAAUGGCCAGACUCCUUUGAUGUUGUCUGUUCUCAAUGGGCACACAGACUGCGUUUAUUCUUUGCUUAACAAAGGAGCAAAUGUAGAUGCCAAAGAUAAAUGGGGAAGGACAGCAUUACACAGAGGGGCAGUGACUGGCCAUGAGGAAUGUGUGGAAGCGCUGCUUCAACAUGGUGCUAAGUCCACAUUACGAGACUGCAGGGGUCGAACACCUAUACACUUGUCAGCUGCAUGUGGCCAUAUUGGUGUUUUAGGAGCUCUUUUGCAGUCAGCAACAUCUGUGGAUACAGUACCUGCAAUAGCAGACAAUCAUGGAUAUACGUCACUGCACUGGGCUUGUUAUAAUGGUCAUGACAGCUGUGUAGAGCUUCUUUUGGAACAAGAAAUUUUCCAGAAAAUGGAAGGGAAUUCUUUCAGUCCAUUGCAUUGUGCUGUGAUAAAUGACAAUGAAGGUGCUGCAGAAAUGUUAAUUGACACUCUUGGUGCUGGCAUUGUAAAUUCAACAGAUUCUAAAGGAAGAACACCCCUUCAUGCAGCAGCUUUCACAGAUCAUGUGGAGUGUUUACAGCUUCUCCUUAGCCACAAUGCUCAAGUAAACGCUGUAGAUUCUUCUGGGAAGACACCUUUGAUGAUGGCUGCAGAAAAUGGGCAAACCAAUACAGUUGAGGUGCUGGUUAGCAGUGCGAAGGCUGAUCUGACCUUGCAAGAUGGUAGUAAAAACACUGCACUUCAUUUGGCUUGCAGCAAGGGUCAUGAAACUAGUGCCUUGUUAAUACUGGAGAAGAUUACAGAUAGAAACCUCAUCAAUGCCACCAAUGCAGCCUUGCAAACACCUCUGCAUGUUGCUGCCCGAAAUGGAUUGACAGUUGUAGUUCAAGAACUCUUAGGGAAGGGAGCAAGUGUCCUUGCUGUAGAUGAAAAUGGUUACACACCAGCUUUGGCCUGUGCUCCCAAUAAGGAUGUAGCCGAUUGUCUUGCUCUCAUUUUGGCCACAAUGAUGCCUGUUUCCUCCAGCAGCACAUUACCUUCCCUUACGUUCAAUGCCAUUAAUCAUUACACCAACACCUCAAAAACUGUUACCUUUGAUUCCUUGCCAAUCAUGAGGAGUGACCAUAGUUCUUACUGUAGUUUCAACAACAUUGGCAGGGAAGAUGGCUACCCAUAUACAGAAGAGGAUGAACUUAAUGACUCAGACUCUGAGACCUAUUAAGAGACUUCUUUUGACGAUCUGGAGAGUGAACAGUUGUUGGAAAGUCAGUCAUGCUUUUGAACAAAACAUUUAGUUUUGGAUACAAAAGAGGACAGACCCAUGAGAAGGAACUUUUAUUGGGAUGCAUAUGAAAGAUCUGUAUGAGACUGAUUUUAAAGGAUUGCAGAAGAAGCAUUAACACUUGGAAUCCAUGGCAAAAAAAAAAUAAUUAAAGAAUGUCAAAACCAUUUUAUUUAAUUGUAUUUUACCAUUUUGUUUGUGGUGCCAGGAGUAAUUUCUGCAGACUGUGCACCCCAGUCUAUGUAAAUGAACGAUACUGUUGUACAACAAACAGGACACUAGAUUUAAAUCUUAUCAAUAAAAACUAAAACCAUUUUGAAGGCAAUAAACGAGUUUGGUACAGUAGGCAUUGUUUGUGCAGCAAAUUGCCAAAGGACCAAAUAAGCUAAAGAUUUUUAAAUACCUUUUUGUGGAAACUGGAAUAGGUUAAUUGAGGAGUUGUCUUAACUAAACCUUAAUUACUUCUGGAAGUGAAGAUCAGAUUUGGUUUUAAACGUUGAAUUCUUUUUUUUCUUUAUCACCCUAAAAGCUUUCAGAUGCUCUUAAAUGUACCAUGAAAAUAGCAGAUGUAUUUUUCAGUUUCUUUUCCUUUUAAAUGAAAUGGAAAUGAACUUGUCAUACUUUUAUAAUACUAAAAUGAAAACCAGCUAACAAGGUGCAGUCAGGGUGAUAAUGUACAGUGUAAUAAACAAGGGAUGGGGGGAGGGAAGCAGUAAUUGUUGCACAGUUUUAGAUUUUUAACUUUUGGUUUUUGAAUUGAGAUUAUUUAAAAUUAAAUGAAAGGGUAAUUACUGGGAACGUGCAAAAAAUACAAAUUUAAAUGAAAUGUCUUGACAACCUGUUGUAGCUGCAGUUUCAUAGGGAGUGAUUUUUUUUUUGACAAUUCACCCACUUUACAUCAUAAAAUUUGUACGCGAAAUCAAAUCAGUGUUUCCGUUGUAAUUUUUUUUUCAAUCCUGGAUUUAUGAGUAAAAAAUGAAUUCAGAUUUUUCAGUACUGAAAAGGUAGAGUGUCAGAUCUGGGAAGAGCUAUAUAUCUGUGUUGUGCUCCAUUUAGAAAAACAACAAAAACAGGUCCCUGUAAUAUACUUCAAACUUGCCCUAAGAUUUUUUUUAUUAUUAUUAUUUAUAGCAGACUACUGUUUUUUUAAAUAUAUAUUGCCUGAAGAAUGAAAGAAUGUCCCACAAGCUGAUGUUUGUUUGUUAAAUAUGAGUAUCUACUUUAUUUGACUCUGCUUUAACUAUAACUGUUACUUUUCAAGUGAAAUUGUUUAUGUACAUGCAAGGAAUCCUUGCAUGUCCCAGCAAAGUACAAAUAAAUUACUACGAAUCGAUUCCAAUUUUCCUUUUAUCCUUUUUGUAUUGUGUAACUGGAAACCUUGUUGCUAUUGUACAUUGAUCAGCUGGUUUUCUGAACAUAAAGUGUGGAAACAGGACAAUAUUUUGAUCUAUUUGAUAAUUUUGUGGGUUUUUUGAAGAAUUAAUGAGCAUGUACAUAGAAAUAGUGACUGCUUGAAUACUGUAAUUACCUGCACUCUUUCAGUACAUCCAGAUUCCUGUAUAUUUUACGGAGUAUAAUAAAACCCAGAUGUGA